Molecule: messenger RNA, 2250 nt
Organism: Cavenderia fasciculata
Lineage: Eukaryota; Evosea; Eumycetozoa; Acytosteliales; Cavenderiaceae
Gene: mybK
Product: myb domain-containing protein
Exons: 3
Coding region: 1-2250 (749 amino acids)
Source: RefSeq, a predicted model, not a curated record
AUGUCUACAUCAACAGCAGUGAAACCAAACAUUACUCUACUACAACCACAAUCUGUAGUCAUUACGAGUCAAGAUCAAAUUAAAAGUAAAUUAGAAGAGAAUCAAAUAUUAAUACAAUCAAUCUUUGAGAAUCAAAAUGCAUCUAGAUUACAAGAUUGUUUACAAUAUCAGUCACAGCUACAUGGUAAUUUGUUAGCACUUAUUGGUAUUAUUGAUAUUCAAACCUCUCAACUUAACCGACAACAUGCAAUGCUUAAAACACCACAGCAACAACAGCAACAACAACAACAACAACCACCAGUUGGUAUGCCGAUAACUACAGAUUCUACAACUACAAAUGCUAAUUCUCCUUUGGGAUCUACUACUAUUGUUGGUGCUGCUAAUAAUAAUAAUAAUAAUAAUACUACAGCUGCAACGACGACUACUACGACGAUAACAACACCAAACAUGGCUAUUCCCGAAACUCAAACACAACCGAUAUCACAAGCUACACAAAGACCAAUGGGAACGAUCGUACAUCCUCCUCAACAACCUCAACCACAACAACAACAACAACAACCGACCACCAUUGUUUCACCACCUGUUUAUUCAUCACCUGUACAAAAUCAACAACUACCAAACCAACAGACCAAUAAUGUUAAUACUCCACAACAACAACAACCUAUUACACCUCAACAACAAACUUCCUCCAACUUGGCAGCUGCUACCAAUGUAGCUGCUGCUACCGCGGUAGGACAACCAACACGACAACCAUCACAACCACAAAUCAAGCCACCUGCACAGACACAACCGGCGACAGGCUCUACUGGGGCUGCCCCAACCAAUUUUGCAGCGAUGAACACCCAACAACUGUUGCACACGGGUCAGCAACUAAACAUCUACAUUCAGCAAUACCAGGCACAGAUGACCCAGACUACGCAGCAGAUGCAGAUGCAAUCUGGCAAUCCCGUCGCACAAGCACAGCUACAACAACAAUACACUCAACUUUCAAACACACUCGCAGCACUUCAACAACAAUUCAAUCAGUUGAAAGCGUACUUGCAAAGACAACAACAGGCAAUCCAACAACAACAGCAACAGCAACAACAACAACAACAACAACAACAGCAACAGCAACAAUUACAACAAACUCAACAACAGCCUGUCCAACAACAACAACAACCACAGAUACAACAACAACAACAAACUCAAAUACAACAGCAACCUGUCCAACAACAACAACCACAGGUACAACAACAACAACCAACACAACAACAAGUACAACAACCAAUACAACAGGUUCAACAACCAAUACAACAACAACAAAAUACAUUUGCUACUCCACAACAACCACAACAACAACCAUCACUAACUCAACAACAAGUAGCAGCAUUGCAGUUACAAAUCAAGGCCUAUAGAGAGCAGCACACUGCAUUGACGGUCCAGAUUCAACAGCAUCGGGCAUUGUUGGCGCAGUUGCAGGCACUCCCUACCAACACACUGACACCACAACAGCAGCAGCAACAACAAUACUGUAUUUCCACCGUCCAAACAUUGGAGAACAAUGCCCACUAUUUACACCAAAUAACAACCAACCCAUCCUCCUAUUUACAACUCCUACUUCAACAACAACCUCAGUUUUUGGCCCAACAACAAGCUCAACAAUUGGCAUUACAACAAGCUCUGCAACAACAACAACAACAACAGCAACAAUUACAACAAAAUCAACAAUUACAACCACCUGUUGCAAUGCAACAACAACAACCAGUCGCAGUACAACAACCAUUGGCACCACCAAUAACACCACAACAACAAUUUCAAAAUCCAUCAUCACCUCCAUUGUCAAACUCCACUUCAAGUGUAGCAGCUUCGCCCUCAAAAGAACCCAGCAGGAAAAAAUCAAAAUCAUCAUCUUCAACCUCAUCGGAAUCAUCUCACACCAAACAAGCGUCAUCACAUUGGACACCAGAUGAACAUACACUCUUUUUAGAGGCAUUAUCAAAAUAUGCAGUUAAAGAUUACCAAGGUAUCUCCUCUCAUGUUAAAACGAGAACACCCAAUCAGGUGAGAACUCAUCUCAACACUCAUAUGCGAAAUCAAAAGAAAAAGGAACAAACCCAAGUAUUGGCUGCAUCGGGCGGUGUCGAGUCAUUCUCAUCGCCACUUUCAGUUCAAACGCCAAGUUCACCUCCACAAUCAUCUCCUCCUAUUCCAAGUGAAUUGGCUUCUUCAACAACUUCAAUGGGUGUUCCUCCUUUUAAAAGAAAAUGA